AUGGACAACGAAGAAUUCGAAGAAUCGAUGCGUAAAGUCAAUUUGAUAGGUGAGAACCGUCAACCGCCGCGUUCAAUGAAAAAACGCCGAUGCGAGUAACGAUUUAUUUAAUUUUUGUCUCGUGUUCAGGCGGCAUCAUAAAAGACAUGAGUUCGAAAAACGAAAGCAAGUCGCGAAUAGGCAUGCUCCGGGCUGACGAAUUGCUGGGAAGAGACGUGACGGAGUGGGACGAGGGUUCGUUGAAAACCGUGCAGAACGGUACGCAAAUAAACCGCAAAGCUUUCGAAGAUUUGGGAAAACCCAAAGAAGAUAUUCCCGCGGAUGCCGGUACGACACAAUCGUAGUUUUUUUUUUUUUUAUCUAACGUCUUAAGACGGUCCCACACGGCCCGUGUGCUUUGCGAGCGUAUGCUCGGCGAGUGUACUUGCCAUGUUUGCACAGUGCACGGUGUUUGCAAUUAUGUUGUUCCUACACGACACUCGUAAUCGCCAAAUAUCCAUUCGAAAUAACGAUAUUAACAAUGAAUAAUUGUCCAUUUCGGGGGAAAAUCCAAGAUUAAAUUUCUUAUCAGCACGAGUCGCCCGUGUUGUAUCCGACACCGGCGGGAAACCGCGAGUGACUCGGCGAGUAAAAAUAAUCGUCGCGUUUCGCGAUUAAACGCCUCGCGCACGACUCGCAAAGCAGUAAGAUUGACGAAUAUAUUCGCCGAUUACACGGGUCGCGUGGGACCGGUUUUACGGCAUUUCGAAUGCACGGUGUAUUCGAGUGUACUAGCGGAAUAUACAGCGGGACAUCAUUAGAUUUGAUAUCGUUUUUUUUAAUAUUUAGGACGUAGGUAUACUUAAAAAUAUUACAGCCAGCGGUGUAGCCUGGUGGGGGGGGGCAAACAGGGUUUCCUAGGAAACCACAGGGCGCUAUAGCCUUACCUGUUUAAUUCCCGAAAGAACAUAUAUAUAUAUAUGUCAUUUCUCCGUUUGUAGCACACAUAAAUAUAAUAUCAUACUAUGACGAGUAUAACAAAUCGUAAGACCUCUUAUAGAUACUACAAUAAUCUAACCGCAGUGAAUUGAACACAAACUGAAGCACCGCACGGGUGUACGUUUAACACGAAAUCUGCGGGGAAAACCGAAUUUACGACGAAAAACGAUAAGUUUUGCCGUUGUCACCGCGAAAACCGACGUGUUUCACCGUAUUACAUCGGUAUCGCACUUCUCUAUAACGCGAUUGUUUUGUUCGGUAUCAUAUUAUAUUAUUUAUUGAAGGUGACGUCCAUAUACGAGGAAUGGAAAUAGAUAAUUUGCUUACCCAUCGCUAAUUUCAUAAAACAAAAAAAAAAGCAAUUUCAAAAUUAUCAAAAAUGAGAGAAAAUUAUGGAAACAAUUAUAUAAGAAAAUUAUGUAUAUAAAAAAAAAAUGAUUAUAAAACAAUCUAUUAUAUACAAUUAUUACAUUUAAAGGGUCUCGUCAUUUACACUUGAUUUCUCUGUUCGCUCGUGCGUAAUACAGUAACAUGGGCAUUACUUAUUUCCACGAUUUCGACUCUCCGGUUAAGUUCAGAGCAGAGGAGCCUAUUAUAUAUUUUAUAAACAAGACCGUUUAGGUUUAUUACUAUGGAUCCGACCAGUACAAGUAUCCGAAAAAUGAUUUUUUAAAUAUUUCCAUUGUUUAUCGGGAUAUGUGAAUUUUAAUUUCCUCGUAAUUUCAACCAGUGACCACAUAUUAUUAAGAAUUAAAAAUAUUAUGCAGGUAACUCUUAACAUCCACAGGAUCAAUAGUAAAUACCGUUAUUUGUGGAUUGCAUAAUCGGUCCUUUUGCCUUAAACUCGAUUAGACAGUCGCAAUCGUUGAACUAUGGUAUAAUAUACCUUCUGUUGACAGACAGAGAAAACAAAUAUUAGUGGCGGGAUCCCUCGACUAAUGAAAUAUAGCGACAGUGCUUGUAUUACUUAAUAAUAUUAUGACGUAUUUGGAUUGUAUAAUACCGUAUAUAUAUGUAUAAUAUCUUGUACGCGCAAAUAUUUGAAGUACAUAAUAUUAUACCAUAUUAUUAUAUUAUUGAGCUAUAGUAUCAUAUAUUAUAUAUAAUAUGUAUGUACAUUAUACUGGUCUGUUUGACGUGGUCGUAAUGCAAUUCAACCGUCGAGUCGCGUGUGCGUGUGUAUUUCAGUAUAUAAUAGUCGUAGUACUUAUAGUCAUCUACGUUUUAUAGCCGAGGGAAAUAUUGAUACACAAUCAGUAUUAUACCUGAUGAACAAAACGGUCCGGUCAGUUCGACAUUGCGGAAUUGAUUUCCGGGUACAUAAAAAACUGUUCGAAUUCGAUCUCGUGCAUAAAUGUAGGUUUAAAUGAUGAGCCUAUUAUUUACAACGGAAAAAUUUGGCGCCUUCCCGUACCAUCGUGACCUGCAGCAUAGUAAACUUUUUAACUAAACCAGAUCCGCUUUAAUAAUUAAAAUCCGUUAAACCCAAACCUUACAGUUUUAUCCAGCUUUUCGGUCUAAAUACCACUAUUUUUUUCAAUUACUGUGACCGUAUUAAGGAUGCGUUUCUAGAAACUUUUCUAAACGGUCCUAAAAGUCUGUGUAAUAUGGGAAGGAAAUUGUCGUCGGUUUGUAAUUAUUGUUAUUAAAAUGACAGUUUAUCAGAACCAACGCGUGUGUUACUUGAAGUUCACCUGUAAACCAAUUCGUAUGUAAUCAUAUACCCCUAUAAGCUACCCGAGAACCAAUUCGAUAAUUGAGAACCGACUGGUUGGCGUCCGGUCAGUAACUAAAACAUGUUCUGCUCGCUGCGCUAAAACGACAAAAUCACGGGAAAACAGUCAACGUGUUUGUUUUUGAUUUCAAUUUAAUUUAUCUAUGCCUGAUGGCUGUUAUAGAAAUAUAAAUAUAAUGAUUAAUAAAAGUAGUGAUAAUAUUGUUAAUAAUAUGAAUAAUAAAUAAUCUGCAGUGUUGUGCGUAUAAAUGGCGAAAAGCAAACCGGAUAACGGUAAUAAUAAUAAAAAAAACAAAAUUUCCCUGUGGUCCGAGUUUAAGAUAUUGCGUUUAGGUACACGAUUUUCAGACGGAAACCUUUAAGAUCAGAACUUGAGAAAAAUGGGGUCUGAAUUGAUUAGACGCAAUGAUUUUUCGAUCGGAACGUUACAUAUGCAAUCAGUUUUACGAGUGCUGAUUUCGAAUGUUUAUUUAUUCCGGAACCCUAUUAAGCUGAUAGCAUCAAUCUUAUCUAGCAUUAAAUAACUAAUAAAUCUUUGGCUUAGUAUUUGUCUUCUCAUAUCUAGGUUAACUAAAUUUAAGAUUUCGGAGACCGGUGUGUAGUCAUGGGGAGCGUUGGUAAUUUUAUUUUAGAUUCUAAGCAGAGCGAGGAACAUUUUAAAUAUAACAUACAGAAGAAAGGAGCUGUUUGAACUUUUUCAAUUCGCUGUAUGUAUUUCUGAGAAUAAUCGGACCAUAUCACUGGCCCGUAUUCUAAAAUCUACGGCACUAACGAGGUUUGGUUGAAGUCCGACGCAUUGUGACGGAUAAUAUCUAAAGUACCCACUUAACGCUUUACAAGUAAUGAAUUCAGUGUGAUUACCGAAAGAUAUGGAUGGGUGAAAUUAAUUAUUUAAAUCUUAAGUGUUUCACCUGCUUUAUUCGACGCUACCAUUCGUUACGAAUUAAGCAGUAAUGAAAAUCAAUUUUAUUAUGUGUUCUAAAGAAUACCAUAACCUUAAGUUUGUUUAAGUUUAAGAAAAGUCCAACCGAUGUUCGCACCAGUUAACAAUCUUAAACAUACAAUUUUUCAAGUAUUACUGUGCCGUGGAAAUUAUUUUGUACAUGUACCUACUAGUUUAUUAAUCAUUCGUAUAUCAGUAUGAAUGAAUAACAAUACCUAUAUAGCAGUUAUUAUAUAACAAUUAGGUAUUAUGCAAUAUAGUUACAAACAUAAAUGUCGUCCUGGGGCUCAGAAUAGAUUUUUAUCCGCAAUGAUUUAUUAUUGUUGCCUGAUACAUCAAUUAGGUUUUACACCUUCCCAACCGGAAUGUGUCGGUUUUCAAAAUUAUAUUAUACGAUACGAUACUAUCAUCGUGCACAGAAUUGUUUUGUUUUCCUACUGAAUUUCGCGCUCAUAUUACACGUUUUAUUUUAGAUUACAUCAUAAUAUUAUAGUUAACUUUCUAUUGUAACAUAUCUGUUUAUUUAACGUUUAUGGAUUUUAAGUUGAACAUGUUCUCAUGUUUGAAAAGUUUUUAUAAUCGUUUUAAAUCGUCAAAAAUUAACCAUAUAAUAUGUUACGGGACGAUGAACACAAAUUUAUAAUCCGCGCGUUUGAAAUUCGAUCCAAUCGUUUUCGUUUUCAAUGCGAGCACCGGUAACUUUUACAAUAUAAUAAAUAAACCGAUGUGUACUCAAAUAACUAUUCAGCACAAAUUAAUAUAACUGAAAGACGAUCGUCUAUAUUCUAUAAUCUAUAUACGAAACCGUAUUAGGUUAUUAACAACAUGUUUGUCUGUAUGUCAUUAUCGUAUUCGAAUUGAGUAAAUAUUGUUUUGCUCCGCGUAUAUACGUUCGUAUUUAUCGAGUAUGUAAAUAAACAGAAUUUAAUGGUUAAAACGGUUUUUUUUCUUUUAUUAUCGAUUAAAACCCGUUUUGAAAUUUAACCUUUGAGUCUUACGGUAUAUAUAGUUUUUUGGUUAGAAAAAACAACAACCUUUAAUAAACCCAAGCGGGGGUACCUGCACUGUAUAUAUUUUAAUAUACUGAACAGAAUACAAUUUGAUAUAGUAUUUUAUAAUGGAAAGUCAAUGUUUAGUCUAAUAAUAAAAGUUCGGCGGAAAAUAUUUUUGUGAAGAUAAUAUAGUAAUUACGCGAAUUUUGUAUCUAUUUAAUUUCGUUCAACAACAAUAAUAAUAAUAAUAAUAAAAAGUUGAAUAAUUUAAAUAAUGUCACGAAAAGUAAAAAAAAAAAAACCACAUUGUUAAAUUUACCGUGGUAAAAAUAUUUACAUUUUAUUCCGUCAAGAAAAAAUAAUAAUUCAGAAUCUCUUUUAUAAAUACUUAAACGUUUUAUGCACAUAAAUAUAUAAAUAUAUGUACAAAUAUUAUUAUAGAAAAUAUGUAAAACUUAUUAAAUUAUUUUACUAUAAAAUGACAUAUAUAUCAUUUACUAUCAACUUAACUCCGCUCAGAAUCAUUUUUUUGCAAGCAAUGGUAUAUCGUUGCUUACAGGUAUAUAUUAAAUAAUCUAUUACAGUGGUUGCACCCGUCUCAAAUAUUCUAGGAUGUCUUUUUAAAAUUGUAUAUAUAUAUAUAUUUUUUUUUUAACAUUUUCUACUUGCGCCAAACCACUACAGAUAUAUUAAAUACUUGUAUAUUAAUAGUGAUAAAAAGUAUUAUUUCAACUUUUGUUUUAAAUGCAAGGUGUUCUGCAAUAUUAUCCUUGUCAAUAUUAUUUUUUUUUUUCCAUUCGGUUUUGUGCGAGAGGGACAUAUAUUAUUGUAGAGAAAAAGAGAAUUUGAAACUUCAAACUUCAAAGUUUGAAAUUUCAAACUUCGCUCAGAAUCGUAUUUCAUUCGUAAUGAUUUAUCGUUGCGUGUAGACACGAAUGAACCAAAUCUACGUACCCUGCCGUCCAAACUAUCCACCUAUAACGGUAGCAUAGCAGGUACCUAAUAGUUGCAGUGUUUCUUAGUUUAAAAAUAGUUUGGAAAAAAAAACAACACUGUGCCCUCGAAAAUAUUCUCCUCUUUAAACGCAGUUACUUAUUUUAUGUAAUUUUGCUAGGUUGUCCGUUAGUUGGAUCGAGACAAUAAAUACGCGUAUUGCAUUAAUAAGAGAACGUACGUGACACCACCCUGCAAUUCAAUUGUAAAAACUCUUUUGCGUGGGACAAUACUUAUCUAUUUUCUGAUCGUAUUUAUUGUAAAGUAAUCGAAAUUUCGAAAUGUUUUGAGGAGAACUUUGUCUGUGUCGUAGUGCGCUUAUUAUUAUUAUUUUUUUUUUUAAUAGCACUACUCAAUGUUUUUUAAUAAAUAACUGAAAAAACACAAUAUAAAUAAAAACCCCUCAGUUUACAGAUUCCUAUUAAUUUAGAUGUUGUAUUCCGUAAAGACGGUAAGGGUCCUGCGCGAAACGGUUUACCCGUACACAUUUAUUGGUUAUAAUGAUUUUCCAAAAAAAAAUAAAAAAAAAAAAAAAUACUUAUGAUAACGACACAGAAGCAGAACUAUAAUACUAUAAAUUAUAUGUAUUUCAAAGGGAAUCGGAAUAAUUCCGAGUUGAUAAAUAUUCAUUUUUCUUUUAUAAAACUCGCAAACCCCUUACAGAAAACGGGCGGCAUCGCGUUCUCUUAAUAAUGACAAUAUAGUAUUUAUUUUUAUUUUACAAGUGCGAAGCAAAUAAUUUAAUACACGUAUUAUAAAAAAAAUAUCUAAUGUUUCAUAGCCACGUGCCGUAUAAAAUACUAAUAAUAAUAAUGUUAAGACGUGUUCUGAAAAAUCAAAUAAAAACCGUAUAUUAUAUGCGCGUGUUAAUCGUUGUAAUUAAUCGAUUAUUAUACGUAGAAACAAAAAAAUAGACGGCUGUAGGUUUUUGAAAAACGCUUGUGCGAUGUGCUAUGGUGGAAUAUAAAUUGUAGGAACCCGGAAACGAUAUGUGCCCGUUAAAAAAGGGGGAAAAAAUAGACAUAAGCGGACAACAAAUUAUACGGCGCAGACGAAAAAAAACAUAAAAAAAAAACGGUUUACACGUUUCCCGCUAGAAAUCUCAUGGAAAACACAAAAUGAUUGCAGUACAUGAAUCGAACUGCAAACGAACGCACCGUAUAAUAUUAUAGGCAUAAACGAAGCGGUAUCACGAACUUCCGGGUACGAAAUGAAAUGAGGUAAAAAAAAAAAUAUUUUUUUUUUUUUUUUAAACCAAUGAAUUCGAGAUUUUAAGGAAGAUAUUUUAACUCGUAAAUUUUUUUAAAACCAGGCGUAUAGUGAGACCAACGAUGCAGUUUUACAGGACGAUCGAAGCUUAUAUUAUUUCAAACGAUUUAAAUACUGUUAACAUAUUAUAAUUAACGUAUUUUGCAAUAGUAAUGUUUUUUACAUAUAUAUAUUUUCUUCAUAACGCAACUAUUAUUGUCAUGCAUGUUAAUGGCUGAGAUAAGUUACGUAACAACAUAACGUAUGAAACCUUGUAUCAACAAGGUUUUAAUACUAGUGGUUUUAUCAUUUUUGUGAUUUACAGUGUGACCUCGAGUCUAACAAAAGAAAACACUCGUUUUAUCGAUAUCGACAGUAAUUUCAUUUUGUCAAUUUUCGAGUUACGAGAAAAGAUAAGAGACGAUACUAUAUGAGUUUGCGGGUAAAAUCCCGACAGUGCCAAAAUCUCGACCUUAGCUGAUCAUUACACGUCGAAUUCGUUUGUUAAAACGGAGUAAAGUGCUGGCUAGUUGUGCCUUUUUAAAUAGUAAAGUCGUUAUACAUGUAAGUGUGUUUUUAUAUAAAGGUAGAUACGAAAAUUUAAAACGUGUAUUUUGAAAAAAAAAAAAAAAUGUCAUUUUUACCGUGAUUUAGACCCUGUCGGGAUUGGUUCCGGGGUACCCGUAUGAGUCUGAACGUUGGAGGGUAUCGAACAAAAGAGAUAACAUCCGUGGGGAAGUAUAGCUGCGCGUUUUAAUUUGCAAAUUUUAAUUAAUUACAUUGAUGAACGAGGAAAUCGCGGGUGGCCUACGAGAAAAUCCAAUAACGUCAGACAACAGUGGGCGAAUCGAAUGUAUAAUAGAUUCAUACCAAAAUAUGUGUUGUACAUGUGUGCGUAUAAAAUAGUUCGCCGAAAGGAUAUUAUACAAUACGAGUGCAAUGGCAUAUACGCAUAACGUGUGUACCUAGUGGCGAUUGGAAAACCGAACGGGGCCGCGGGACGGGAAGAAAAGCCGCUUACCGGUUCGGAGCUUUGAACGCCGGAAAAACUUCGGGUCGCGCAGACACAAAGGUCGCGCCACGAGAAACGCCGCGGGGCACGGCGGAUGUGCAGUGGACAUUGUAUUAUUAUUCUCGGGAAUAUAAUAUGUAAUAACGAGCAUUGUGUUUUAUAUCGUCGACAGACGGAAUACGCUCGUUUCGUUCGUUUUUCCGUGUGCUUUGUAUUGUUGUUCGUGCACGGUGCAAUCGUAAUAUUAUCAUCCAAACGUGGUCAACGCCGUUUUCAGCAAAUAUCCGAUUGUAACAACAGUUAGUCAAUAACAAGUGUGCAGUAUUUUUGAAUCGCGCGCGGUAAAAUAAUAUUAACCCGAUCGUUUUUUUUUUUUUUUUGUAAAUUCUGAACAAAGCGUACUAUAUAUCGUAUAGUUUUACAGGCGUAUGACAUAUAUAUAAUUUUUUUUGUCUACACGCGAACGACAGUUAAAAAACCGGCAGUUUUACGCCGAUCAUCGGCCUAUGGGGCGGUUAAGCCGGCGCGGUGUAGCAAAUUAUGUGGUCGUUAAUUUUUUAUUUCGUUCGUUCAUACAGCGUUGCUUAAAAAAAAAAAAAAAAUCCAACAUAACUGCAUACAUACUCAAUUGGUUUAAUAUUUCUGUGAGCUUUAGUAACAAUUUUCUAUAUUACACAAAAGGAAGUGUUUGUUUUUUGACUGCGCGAAAUUGUCAACCGAAUUUAUACUCCGUUGCAAGGCCGACCGAGCGAUCGAUCGACCGGACGAUUUCAACGCCUGCAAUCUCCCCUUGUUGAAAUAUUUUUUUACACAAUUCUCGAUAAUUUUUAUGUUAAUUAAUUAUUAUUUUGCACAUUCAGAUUGUCAAGUGAUACAGUACAACAGUGUUAACAUACUGGCGAUUUUAUUUCUGGUAUAUUUUUGAUUUAUACUAUUUUGUUGGUCUUAAUAAAAAUGUGACGAAAAACAUUAUUCAACUACUAUACAUUUUAGUACCUAUUAUUAUUUGUGCACGUACGUUUGUUCUUAAUAUCAUUUUGCGUAAUUAAUAGCUAUACAUAUUUGUUAAGAAAAUCGAUCUUCAAAGGAAACACACAUAUAUUCUCUAUAGAUUUCCCGCCCCCGUUCUACAACACGCGGAAGUCUGAAAUAAAGGUUCGUACAGAAACGAACGAAUAGAUCCGUGUGUAUACAGAUCGAAGGCAGAUUUCCGUGACAUAAUCGCCAAAGGGCUCACACAGACUUUUACUUUGUAGUUCAUACAGGAUUUAUGGUUUUUUUUUUUUUUUUUUUACCAAAAUUGGAUUGUUUUUAUUGAUUAUGGGUUACACACAACAACUAUCCACUAUUAGUAGAUUUAGAUUUUACGCAUACUUGAAAGUACCCUUAUUAAAAAAACUGUCCACGUGGAUGGAAACUAAGAGUCACGGGGAGAUGCGUUUUUAUAUUUUUGUUUCGUUCAACGAUGUGCACGUACAAAACCGCAAGGGACAACGAUGAUAGCGCGUAAAAACCUGCGGGAAUGUGCAAAUCUGGAAUCCGAGAUUUUUAAGAAUAUCGAAAUCUGAACCGUACAAAUUUGGAAAGAACAAUGUUUGGAUAUUAUAGCUUUCCGACGUACAAAACUGUCGAUAAAAUCGAUAAUAUUAUGAUUUCGUUGAAAAUUUUACUUUUCAGAUUAAUUGUACGUUUCAGUGCAGAUUUACAGGGCAGAUUUCGGUGUUUUCCGUUGAAACCCGGAUUUGUACGUUACGGAUUUUUUCACCAAUGUAGGUACCCCAUAUCAAAAUAUUUUUAGUGCGCGCAUUUAGUUUUAAAUUAAUUUCGCGGUGUGUCCGUGUGACACUGUAACUGCAAUCGUAAUAUUAUUACCGCCGUCGCUAAUCAUCAGCAUAACACUAUAGUGUUUAUAUCGCGUAUCUAUAAUAUCCCGGGCGCGGUCGGUAAUCAUAAUCCGUCGCCACCAGCAUAAUAUUAUACUCGCGUCACAGCCGCGUUCGUAUAUAACCGCGUGCCCGCGUAGCGACGGCGUUCACGCAACAUAAUAACAUUACAACAUCGCCGUGGUUGCCGGGAACGGCGAAAUAAUUGAAAUUUUAAAUAACUAAGUUCCGGACAGUUACCUGAACAUCUCGACGAAUAACAAUGUAGCCGAGUCAAGACUUACCGCUCGGUGCACGCGUGCGUGGAACAGACAGCCGCGGUGGAGUACAGGGUGAUCAACAUCGUUCGUUAUUCCGGAAAGUACAUGAAUUUGUUUUAGAAUUGUUUUUUUUUUUUUUUUUUUUUUUUUAAAAACAAUUCGAGGUUUGCCGCCGUUUUGUGAUUAACGGCGGAGUGUAGUGGAACAUCGUGAUUGUGCGGCGGCACGGCGAGCGGCGUUUAAACACUAUACCGUUGCCCUCCCCGUACCUAUUACAAGGGGCGAGUUCGAAAGUAGAAUAUUUCGCCAACGGGUUGAUGGAAAUUAAAAAUGUCAACACCGAAUUUUGACGAAAAUCGUAAAAAUUACGCAUUUCAAAACAUGUACAACAGAAUUCCGCUCAGCAUUGUAUUUUGUUAGCGACUCGAGUUAGAACUCAACGUUACGUACAGAUAUAAAUUCAAUAGUUAUACAGCCUAUCUUUAUAACAUUUUUAGAUUCUGAACGUAGCGGGGGAUCUAUUGGUUUUACUACGACGUGUACUUUUUUUUUUUUUUUUUUUUUUUUUUUUUUUGUUUUUUUUUUUUUGUAUUUGUAAAUAAUUUUUCUAACGGAAAUAUGACUCCUCUAUGUAAAGUGUAGUACAUUUUUUUGUCUAGUUUGUGCAUUGGGAAAGCCAUUUUUUGAUUUUACAAGAUGAAAUAGUUGCGAAAAACCGGAAAUAAAAUUAUAGGUAAAACGGCAAAUAUAUAUUUACGUCAUGGCGUUACAAAUGUCAUUGUUUUUAAUUUGUACAAACUGUUUUCUACCAGAAAUAUUGGUCCAAUCAAAAAAUAACAAGAGAUCGAUUUUGUUUCAUUUAAUAUAUAACCACAGUUUUUAUGAUAGUUAGGGAGAACCACAAAAGACAAAAAAUACUAUUUUUCAAAUUACCGCGCAAUCAUUUCAUUAUUUACGGGGACGUUAUUUACGGUGUUUACAUAUUUAAAUAAUAAAAUAAAUAAAUAAUUAAAAAUAUUUAAUAUGAUAAUUUCAUAACGGAAAUUUUCGUCCGAAUUCCAAGAAUAGCAAAUUUUAUGAAGAAAAUUGUAUCUAGUUUAUGAAUAAAUAGCCGUUGCUUGAUUUUCCGUAUAGUUUUUCUAAUUAUUACACCAAACCGGAAAAAAACGUAGGAAAUAUGACAAAGUUUACGGCAUUUGGGUUAUUUGUUGUUAUUAAAAAAUACAAACAUUAGAAAUUUGUAAAUAUGGUCAAAUUUUCAAAACAUGUUAUCAAUUUUUGGACUAUUUAUUAUUUGAUAUAUUCGUUAUUAUAAUUGUAUGGUUUAAUAUAAAUGCUUGGAAAUAACACAAGGUAAAUUAUAUGUUUUACUUGGUGGUUAUAAAAAUAAAUUUAAGCUUAAUCAUUGUUUUUUUUUUUUUUUUUUUCUAAUUGGUUUAUAAUUUUGUACAAAUAUAAAUUGAAUAAAAUUAUGUAUCCUACCUACCCGAUUCCCCACUUACAACAAUGGCGGCAUCCAUUCUCAAUAUUAGCUUUUACAUUAUUAUCCGUAUGUUUUCAGCCGGGUUCAUGGCGUACGUUGAGAAGGACGCCAAAGAGCGGUCCGAGAAGAAAAAACAAGAAAUAAAACGUUCAGAUUAUUUCAAAAUAAUGGGCAACAGCGAAUACCGCAAAGGCCACUUCGAAAAAGCACUUAUAUAUUAUAAUCAAGUAAGCGGAUUAUUAUUUCCUGUUUUCUUUUUAAGUGAAACUACGGUUUUUUAUUCGUCUUUUUUUUUUUUGCAAUAUUCGCGACCAAUUUCUAUAUACCACUUAAAUACUUUGCUUUUCGUGUUGCGUUUAAAUAUGUAUAAUAAUAAUAUUUUGUAUAUUGAAUUUCGACAUUCAGUUUAGACAUUAGGUACGUGUAUUAUGUAUUCGUGAUAAAAAUAUUAUGGUAUGGUAUUAUGACCCAGAAACGGGAAGCCGUUGUAUAUACUGUGAUAAUAUAUGAGAAAAAGUGUCCAAAGUUUUUUUAGAAUAAUGUUUUUUUUUGUCGCGAUUCUUUUCGGGCGUAUAGAAUUAUAUUUGACAAAAAAAAAAAAAAUCUUUACUUCCGCGUCUCAGCGGUCCGACGAGAUUUUCGGUCCGAAAAUAACACUUUCUAAAUAUUAAUAAAUAUCAGUGAUUAAAAAAUAAGUAGACGGAGUUCCUCUUCUUAUUUAAAAUAAAAUUAUCGCUUUUAGUAUAAAUGUUCAAAGUCCGGGGGGACGUUUUAGUCACCGAGACAUUUUUAAUGCAAUUUUAGAAACUCAAAAUUAAUUUUAUUAAAAAAAAAAAAACUCUUCUAUACCUAUUGCAUUAUACGUAAUCGGGCAGUGUUUUUCUUUUAUUUUACUGAACAGCCAUGUUUGUAGGAUAAUAUUUGAGAUUAGGAGGGGUGCAGUUGAUUUUUAAACCAUUACAUUUUUAUGAACAAGUGCGGGUGAAGGUACAACAGAAUUUUGGAAUUCUUAUCUCUAUAAUGGGUUUUCUGAAAUUUUGGUCAGCUUUUGAUAACGCCCCUCAAUUUUCGAUAAUAACAGUCCGGAGUUUUACUGACUUUGACCGCCAAACAACGUGUAUAUCGCGUUUUAACGACGGAGUGGUAUACACAAGAGGGUUUUAGUCUCUUUUCCGCCCGUCGGCCGUGUUUAAGAAAAAAAUAAAUAAAUUAAUCAGCGUUGCAAAUUUAGCAAUUAAUAUAGUAAAAUAACAGGUAAAUAUUUGGGGAGGAGGGGUAAAUGAAAUACAAAAAUUACAAAAAAGUCAAGGAGGAUUGUUGUUUUUCGCAUCGCGGAAUCGUCAAUACUUGCACUAUAAUAUAAUAUAAGGUACGUGCAAUUUUUUCCGUGCGUUACAUUUGAAGGUUUCCGUUUUACAGUAGCCGUACUAGGUACCUAUCAGCUACAUCGAAUAAUUAUUUUACUCGAGAAAUACACGCAUUACAUUCAUACAAUAUUACAAUAUUAUAACGUUUGAUUAGAAAAUACGAUAUAAUAGCCGGGUACCUAUAAACCUUACAUCGCAUUACAAUAUUUCAACGUUCAAAGUGACCUCCUGAUAUAAUCAUCGUCGAUCAUAAUAAUAAUAUAUUACCGUUGGUUGUGUACGCAAUUAAAAUCGAUUACUAUAUUUAAAUGUUUCCGAUCAACAAUAGACAGAUCUGAAAAUAAAUGUUUUUUUUUUUUUUUUUAAAAACAACGCGGUCGAAUUCACGUCUGCCUUCCUUAAUAUUAUCACGGACUCGUCGCGAAAUAGAAACCAAGACGCGCGUGUAAUAUUAUCGUCAUAACAGAUAGGACGUCGAUGAUUUUUCCAUUUUUUUUUUUUUCUUUUAUCCUAUACUACAUACAACAGCUACCUUAUCUAAAAUUUCGUUUCGCAUAGAUUCAAAAUAUUAUACAUUUUAUUUUACAUUUCUAGCUAUAAAUGCAUUUUUUUUUUUAAUAUUUUUAUGUACCUUUUUUUUUUGUAAUAUAAUAAGUUAUUUUUAUUUAGAUUGUAGGCCGUUUUUCUAAAAUUUUAUAAUUCAAAAAAGGUUUGUACAUUUUUGGAAAUAUUUUUUUGAUUAUUAGUGGAGGGUUUUUUCGUGAUUAAAUCUACAGAGUGCAGGUGCUGGUAUAUCCAGUGUUGAAUUCUUGAAUCCUGACAAUUUUUCUGUGAGUGGGGGGAGGGCACUAACUAUUAUAGUAAUGAUCUUUUGCUUAUCUACCCUCUUAAUCAAAUUUGUUUUAUUUUAUAAUUAAUUUAUCCACAUUUAACACGGGGACGAACGAAAUUCCAGGGGGUGCUAUCGCCCUCCUGUCAUAUACGUGGAUUCAACACUGAGUAUAUCCUACAACAAAAGCUUUUACAGACAACACCCAUAAAAACGCUUAUUGGAUAUUUUAUUUACAAAUUGUAUCGUGCCUAUAAAUCAGAUGUAAUAAACAUGAUUAAAUUGAAAUUGAAAAGGAAACUAAAGUCAGUAGGUUUACAAGUAAAUCUACAUUUUUAACGUUCCUAAAGCGAAAUCGUUCGAUUAUGGGUUUUUAAAAAUUAAGCCGAAAAUUAUUUUUUUUCUGGUAACUGUGAAAUUGUAUUUUCUUUUUUUAGUUUUUAAGUCUUCCAAGCAUUUGUUUUGGUAAUUAUUCGAGUACAGUGCGAUAAUAUGUUAUAAUAAAUACAACCAUUCGCACCGAUAUCAAACAAAUAUGGUAAAAUUACGCAUCCGACGAAUAUUAUAGUAAAAAUUGUUAUUUCGUAAAAAAAAAAAACUCGUUUAUUUUCUUGAAAUAAAAAUUUAAAUAAUAAUAAUAUUAUAUAGUAUUAUAACAUGUUAUGUGCCAAAAGAAGAUACGUCAUCUUACAACAAAGGUACCUAUAUAGUAUAUAAUGAAUUUUUAGAAACCGUCGUCGUAUGGUACCAGCUAUAUAUUCAUAAUGAAACGGAGGAACGGGUAUAAAUACGAAUAAAAGAAUGAAUAGUAUACAAAUAUCGUUUGUAUGACGUCAGAAAAUGGAUCAAAAAUCAUAUUCGCGAGUCGUCUAUAAUAUAUUAUAUUAAAGGUUUCUUCACCUUUUUUUCAUUCCCCUCCCGCCACUAAAUACAAUUCUAUUGAAAUCCUUCGUGUUUUAACCUCCCGAAUAUUAUGACUAUAUUUAUAUAUAUUUUUUUUUAUAGAUUAACACUGUCUGGUUUUCAGCUGCUAUUGUUAUAAAGAUAUAUUUCUGGCCCAAACGUGGAUUCGGUUUUUUUUUUCUUUUUUCUGAAAAAGUUCCUUUCUUUCUUCGAAAUAAAAAAAAAACCCCACAGAUCUCGCAUCUUAUCACAAUGCGCGUAGAUCAUACAUUAUAUACGAGACCUACACGCGUUACUGGUUUUUAAAUAAAUCGCAGUGUCUGCAGUACUGCAGUAGGUGGUAUUAUUAGUACCUAUGCGUUUUCUCGCAACGAAAAAUAAUACACCUAUUUAUAUACACGAAACGGACUUAUAAUUUAUACCCGGUUACUGCCCGAACGUCAGCUCAUAAUAAGAAACACGCGUACAACUUAUGUAACACAAUUUCUACAUGCAUAUACGGUUUUACUGUGUAAGAAGUCGAACGCUUAUUUUCGAUCCAAUUAAAUAUAAUUUAAUACAUCGCGAAGUACUUGGAGCGAAGAAAGUUACUGAUAUACGCCGCCGCCUCAUCGCUCUACAAUUUAGUUAACAAGUUGCGAUACGAUAGCUCGCUAUCAAUAAGACGUGCAGUAUAAUAUAAUAGACGAACAAAUAAAUGUUUCUAUUUUUUUUUUCUUUAUUUUUUUUUUUCAUUUUUUGUCGGCAAUCGUCCGAAUCGCUUCGCCCGAAAACGUAUAUUUCUUCUUCUUUUUCCCUAGGCGAACCUGCUCUCUAGUAAAAACAUUCAGAUUUUUUAAUGCCAUACUGAAAACGAUACGGAUUUUUCGUCUAGAGAUACUUUAUUUGAUCAUUUUUUCGACAUUUCCAAUCAUUUUUCUUAACAUUUUUAAUGGGUUUUUUUUUCUCAACAAUGCUAAGAUUUUAUUCAGUGGUGCUAGUAAUUUAUUUGAAACAUUUAUCGAAGUUUUCGGAAGUUCUCCCCUAGGUUCUUUUAUUGUUGUUUGAUUUUUGCUGAUUUCUGGGUUAGGCAUCUUAUUAUUAGCUACAUGGAGAAAUAACACGACUAAUACUACUCCGCUUAGAAUUUUUUUUGCGUUUGCAAUGAUUUAUGCUUGCAUAAAAUACAUCAAUUAAAUUACUCUUUGUAUCCUAUCUUCCUAACCUAACCUACAAUAACGGCUUAUUUUUUUUUUAUUUUAUCAAAUAAAACGUUUUCACUUGUUGGCCAUAGAUUAACAUUUUUCUAUGAUUUUUAUUCUAAAGUCAAAACUUCGUACUGAUAUGAUAUAAAAUAGUUCAAGCUUAUUGAACAAGAACUAUUAAUUAGCAUCACAAAUUAACUAUGAUGUUAUAAUAGAUUAAUUCAAAAUUGAAAUUGUGUUAGGUACAUACUCGUGCUACGUAUGUAUACAUUUGCUAUUGUAUUGAUAUUACUUAAUUAUUAGAUAUAAUUUUACUAUUUCAAUACUUUACAUAAUAUAGUAUUUAUUAUUGCAAAACUAGUCUGUUUUUCCCUUUAUGGGAGGAGUGUGGAUAACUUAAAAGUCCCUUUUUACACAGUUUAAUUUGCCGCCUUAAAAUUUUGGCAACGCCUAUGGUUUUCACAGUGUCAAAUUAUGAUUACCAAUUUCAAUUUCAUUCCAAUCGCCCAUGUCCAAUGCCACCGGAUCCUCUACAACUCCAUCUCUUCCUGGGUCGGCCAAAUGGUCGUUAACCUCGAGGUUUCCAUUUGAAAACGGCUCUUAGUGAUCGUUUUAUUUACAUCUUAAAAUAUGGCCUAACCAACUACUACCAAAAACCUUUUGACGACUUUUGGAAAUUGACUGUUUUUGAAAAAUCGAUUGGCGUGGAGUUAUUUUUUACAUUCAGUAAUCGCUGGAAUCGCCCCGACCGGAAACGUAUACUGCAGUAUAUUAAACUAAUCAACAGCCGCGCUCGCUAUAUUACAAUAUUGUUAUGUACAUUGUAUACCUAUACUACACACUUGUAUUAUUAUUAGAUUAAAUAAUUUAUUAGGGUAAUAUUACGCUAAAAACCGCAGUGAUACACGUCUAUUUUUAUAAUAAUUAUAUAUACACACACACACAAAGUAAAUUUUAGAAAAAUAUGUGUAAAAACUAAAUCCAGGCGCACAGCCAAGAUGCCGUGUUAUUAUAACGUGCAGUGUAGUGUAGCUUGAAACGCGAGGAAACGCGUAAUGCUCGCUUAAAAUCAUCGGAACGACAAAUAACCGAUUCAUAGAAAGCAAGGCUGAACAGAUUUAAAAAGUUAAAAGUUAAGUUGAUUUUAACAUUUAGCGUUUAACUUUUAAUUCGACUUAACAUUAACUUAAUACAUGACGAGAUACUUUUGAAUCAUAUCACGUUAAAUAAUUCGAAUGUAUUUUAAUUUUAAGUUUUAACACAGCAUUAUAUUUAUACUAUCGCGUGUAACUAAUAACCCUUUAAUUUAAAAUUAUUUGUCUUGUUCCGAUUUUUGAUUUAGAGGAGGACAAAAAUUUUACUCCAUUUGAGAUGCUUAGCACUAAUAAUUCUUAUUUUGAAAACAUAUUAAAAUCUAUAUUUAAUCAUUUUCAUAAAAAAAAAAAAAAAAAAACAUUGACAUUUUCUUAAUAAAUAAAACAAUCAACUUAUAAUACGUUAAUUUGAAAAAAAAAUGAAGGUGUUAGUUAACUUUUUUCAAGUUUAACUGAACUAAGUUGUUAGUAAUCAAUAACUUUCCCAGAAAGUUAAAAAAAAAAAACUUACUAAACUCCAUUGAAGUCGGAUAUUAUAUUAUAUUUUUCUUUAAGCCGAUAAUAAAUGAUCUAUCUAAUAAUAAAAGACCAAUAUACCCAAUCAUAUUCUGUUAGUUAACAACAGUCUCUAGAAACUACUACUUAUCACACUAUAAUUUCACGUUCAAAAUUAAAACGAUAAGACAAUAGCGCCGUUAUAGGUAUAUGAGGACAUUCAGCGUUCAUACGGCUGCAAUAGAAAAUUAUUAUUAUUAUUUCCACCGGGCGUGCUUACAAUGAAAAAAUCGUGGGAGCAGGGAGAUACGAGUUCGAUUCGGGUACGCGUUUUAGAAAGUCGUGUUUAGAAUGUUGUAUAUUAUGUUGUUAUGUACUUAAGAAAAUGUGCAGUAUAACUCGAAAAGAAGGCUACCAAUCUUCACCAUCGACACCGCGCAAGUAUCGCCGAACGCCAUAUGUUGUAUUAUUAUUAAUCCGUUCACGGUUCAGUAACGAUUAUUAUUCUUAAAUUCAACACGUGUGAUGAUACGAUAUUUCAUACUUUAGUAUCAUAUAUAUAUAUAUAUAUAUAAAUUUUUUUUUUUUCUAUUACUUUACCAAUUGCGAUAAAUUCGCAUUAGCUACACAAUAUAAGUGUGACGGGUGCGUCGUGAAAUAGAAAAUCAUAUUAUACAAUCGUUAAAUAGGUGCACGGAUAGAUAUACAAAAAAAAAAAAAAACAAGUAAAAUUUAAAUAAACGGUGUAUAAAAUCUCGGUAAACAUAAUUAUUUGUAUUCUUGAUAUUGUUAUGAAGAUUUAAAUAACUUUUCGCGGAUAGCGCUAUGGAAAUAUAUCCAAGUCUGAAUAUUAUAAUACGUCAAUUAAAUUAUUUAAUAGCACGGGUCUCCAUAAAACUUGUUUCAUUGCUAAUUUCUAUUUUUUUUUUUUUUUUUUACCGAAAAAUAAUCAAAAACCACUAACGUGCCGACGCAAAUUAUCGUUUCCGGGACGAAUUCCUCAUUAGUUAGGCAAUAACUGUUUUCUUUGCACAAGUCCUACAUAAUUAUUCGAAAAUGAAAUCGCUGACAUUUUUUUUUUCUUGUCUACGCCCGCUACCGGUGAUUUUAAAAUUGCUUUUAAUCUCCUACUGGCAUGUAUUGUUAUAUUUCUGUAUACUAUUAUUAUACCUUUACUAAAAAUAUAUUGUUUUUGUAAUAUUUUAAAAAUACUUAAACGGAUUUAGCAAUUUCAUAAAUCUCACAACCUCCUAUACAUAUGCCUCUAUUACCAAGUAUGAAUUGUUAAUUAAUAAUUAAUUAAUUAACUAUUAGCUAAACUAAUUGUUAAUAAAUCUUAAUCGGUAAUCGUAUAUUUGAAACCGCGUUCGAUAACUAUAUUUGUCGAAUGGUAUUAUAAUUGAUUACUAUAAUAACAUUAUCUAAUAACAUUGUAUAUUUGUUAUAUUUGUUCAUCUCCGAUAGAUUGUACAAUAUCGACCACAAUAAUAUUAUUCAAACAUUAAUUAAAAUAGCUUAUAAUCACUUAAGUACUAAUGUUUGUCAAAUGAAAUCGAUAGAUGUAAUAUUGUUAAUGUCUUGUAUACAAAUCUAUAGGCAUUCGACAUUUUAGUAAGCUCGUAAAUCCGAAUUUAAUUUCGGAUGAGAUUAUGACACUUUGACAUUAAAACGUUUUCAUUGCCAAAAACGAUCGUAAAAGUAUAAAUAAUUACAUACGAAUUUGUUGACUUUCGAUAUUAAACGCGUAUAAUAUUACAUAUAAGAAGAACACUAAAAACUGCAGUACCAGGCGUGCCAAUAAUUACUGACUUCAUGAUAUUUAACCCAGAGGGGGAGGUGUGCAAUUUGCAUUAGUGAAGUUGUACCGCCUUGGUAAAAUAUUAGUGGGUCAAUAAUCAUAAGUCACAAAUUUUACCUUUUGGUCGAAUGUUUCAGUGACAUUUUACUACCCUCCCUUCACCAGACAAAUUUCACUAAUAAAUAUUUACCCCCGAUAACAUUUUUCUAGUGAAUUUUUACUCCCUGAUAGUUUUACCGAACGGGUAUAAUAUUUCUCUAGUUAAAUUUGAACGGGAAAGUCGAUUUUUGCGGUUACGUCGGAAUAAUAAAUUACGUCAGCGCAUAUAAAUCAUAAAAAAAAUAACACGCAAAAAAAUAUAGAGAGUACAAUAACAGUAAGUCGUUCAAUAUUAUAUGAAUAUAUUAAUACACGCGUAGAUAGCGGAAUCGUAAUCCGCAAAGGUCGUAGAUAUUUAAAUUUAUAACAAACAUCUAUAUAUUGGACUGAUUGACUAGCGGAGACCUUUGAUGCAGCUCCGUUAUAAUAAUAUUAUUUGUUAGUUCACCGUGAACAGUCGUAUGUCACAAUAAUAAAUCUAAAAAAUACUUUAACAUUUCUUAAAUCCACAAAAUUAAACGAGAAACUGUUAGAUUGCUGUAAAUACAAUAGCCAAUAGUGUAAUAGUAUUUCGAAAUAAUACAAUUUUAUUAAACUGAAUUUAAACAAUCGGUGCUUCAUAGUUCACUGUACACUAUACCACUGUAAACUAAAACAAACAAAUUAAUUUGAUCAGGUGAUAAGUGUUUUUUUUUUCAUUUUAUAUUUUAAAUGCACAAAUGUAUUUUUAAUCCAUAGAAAUCCAAAAUUUUACGAAGUCAGCUAAAAUUCUUGUUGUUUUAUCUUCAGUGUAGCGAUUAAUGGGAUGCUGAGGAGGCAUUUUUACAUCAGUUUUAUUUUGAACAUUUUGUUUACAAUUAUCUAAACAAUAUAACAAUUAACCGUAUGGACUUGUUGGCACAAUAUAAAAUGACGAGAAAUUAAAUUCGUUGAACGAACAGUCGGUUAUUUACAUAAACAAACGAUAUUUCGUAAUGCGUUACCUUUAAACUUCAUCUGUCCUUGGCAACACUUUAAGGGCCUCAACGCCCUUCAAAUAGUAUAAAAUAUGUAGGGACAAAAAUGUCGUUUGGGCCCUUUUGCCCAAGAUUUUUCGCCCUUCUGAAAACGUAAAAAAAGUUGUUUAAUGAUUUUUCGAAUUGCAACACUGUUGUGAUAAUGGUGCGAAUUAUUAUUUUUCAACAUUUCAAAUUUAAAAAAUCAUAAUAUAAUUUCGUUUCGGAUGUACUUUAAAAUUUACAUUUUACACGAAUUUCCGAUUUAUUCAAAUGGAUAUUAUUAUAUUGAUUGGUCUGUUUAAUAUUUUAAAGAACGCCAACGAAUCAUUAAGUAUUUAUUUAUAAAUCCCAAACGUGGUCUACUAGUAUACGCGUCUUUCCAUCGAGGUAUUUUCACCGCCACAUUACUCGUAGAUCUAAUUUACCUUCCGUUGCCGAACUAUAAUUGUUCGCAUUCUCCGCGCUAUAUACAGGAUGAUUUCGAGAUGGCAACAUUGCCUUAUCAUAGUUCAACGUAAAUACGGAGUGAUUUUUUUCCUGAUCACGAUCCAACGAUUGUUCACGGAAAUUCGGUUUUUUUUUUUUUUUUGUCAUACACAAUUUUUAAAUAAUCUUAUUAACGAUAGGUAUUUGUUUGAAAUGUUAACUUUCCGUACACUAAACCGACAGAGUAGUUAAAAAGGUUCUCGUCUAAAAUAAUGGAUAAUAUGAAAUGUAUUACUCUUCCGGUCUACUCUUUAAACUGUUAUUAUAGUCUCAUCAACGGUAUAACCGUACGUUAUGUGUGUUGAAAUCUUGAGAAAAAUAUAAAUUGUUCCAACGUACUUUAAAAAGAGCGGUUCCCGUUUAAAUACCAAACGUAUAAGGCAGUGAUUCUCAACCGGGGUGAUAUAUCACCCUGGGGCUUGCGAUGACGUGGGCUCAGAGUAGAAGUGACACGAAAUCAUCAGGAAAAAGAAAAAAGAAAAGAGAUUUUUUUGGGAUAAUAUCGUAUUAUUGCCGUCACCGUUAUCUAUCCACUAACGUCCAAACAUCAUAAUAUUCCCUCUCCAUCAUUUACUUUUCAACGAUACCGCUGCUAGAAUUUUUAAUUUAAAUGGAUUAUGCAUUGGUAAGGCGAUUCAAUGUUGGAUUAUUGUGGAUAAGUGUGACAUGAAUCAAUAAAGGUCGAGAACCAUUGACAUAAGAUAUAGAGAUAAUUUAUUAAAAAAAAAAACAAAACAAAACAGAAAUCGAAUUUAUUUAAAAUUAUCAGAGUUGGAUCGUGAUGAACGAUACCAACCCUGUAUACGUCAUGAUAUAACGCAUACAUUUACUUCUUAUGAAUUUUCUUAGGGGAACUGUCUUGUCGCCGAAUUCGCGGGGGAUAUGUUUGUAAGCAUAAUAAUAUUGUUAUCAUAUUUUCGUCGUCUAUUUGAAUUUUACGCAUUUCAUAAGGAAAAAAAAAUUAGUACCCAGUGAUUCCAUAAUCGUGAACGAGUUCAAUAAACUGUGUAAACUCACAUGUUUUCUUCAAUAAAAAUUGCACGUGUGUAAUGUUUAUAAAUGCGUUGUAUAACUAUGCGUGGUAUGCACUAAAAUAUAUACAUAAACAAAAACCGGUAAGAACUACGAUGUAGUAAAAAUAAAAAAUAAAAUAGUAAACUUCUACUUGUUAUCGAUAAUACGACGAAAAUAAAUCAUAAAUAAUAAUUACUGUUGCUGUUGUUGUUGUUAUUGUAUGCAAGACUUAUGAAUGAUAUUUUAAUCGGAAAAUUCAAAAGCUAAAUGAGAUUAUCGCGUUUUACGCGCGUAUUAAUGCCAUCGCACGUUUAUCGAUUAUAAAUCAAUAUUGGUAAGGUGACAUUUUGAUCCGGUGGAUCAAUAAGUUCCGGAAUAAAAUUAAAUUGUCCCAUUUACGUUCGAUUCAUUUGUUUUAUUAUUAAAAAAAAAAAAAAAAUUAAGUACUGUUUAUAUGUAUAACAAAAAAUGAUAUUUUUCACAAACGAUUUUUUUUAUAGUUAAGAGCGGUUUUUCGCUGUAUUAUAAAAAAAAUAAUAACCGAGUAGCCUAAAUCAAACUAUAAAUCACGAAUAAAUACGUAUAAAUUAAACUUUACCCAUUCGGGUAUUUCGGUGAAACUUGGAUAUUAUUAUGAGUAGCAUUUUACGAGUAUAAUAAUUUUAUAGUUUUAUCUCACUUUCAGUAUGCAAUAUAUGUAUAGUUUUUUUGCUCUUGGUUUUAUCUUUAGACAAACAUAAACAUUUUAUGCAUUGAAAAUACCAAUGCCAAUGUUCUAACUAUUUUUCUUCUUUUUUAUGCGAUAUUUAUAAAUACUUAAAAUAGUUUUAAAUAUUAUUUCGGAGGAAAUACAUUAACACGCAAUUUCAAUAUGAAUUCUGUAAAAUUCAUCGGUAUAAAAAAAAAAAAUAAAAAAAAAAAACCGCAGCAUAAAAUAAUUAAUGUUCUUUUAUUGAUAAAUAUGCGUUUAAACGAAUACUAUAUAGUAUAUUAUAUUAUGUGUGUUUUUGCAUGCACCUUUUUCUUUUUUUUUCAAACGAAUAAUACCAAAAGAAAUAUCAAAUAUUGUAUUAAUUAAGAAGGCGCCACACACAUGUUUGUCGUUUCCGUUUUGGUUCGGCGCAGAACCUGAAAUUGUACACCAUUAGCUUUAAUAUCAAAACGAGUUUAUCUAUAACAUGUAAACAUUUGAUCUAAAACAAUUAUCCGUGUUUGUAUGCUUGGUAUUUUUCUCGACAUUUUAAUUUUCAAGCGAGAUUCCGCGGCAACAGAAAAAAGUGAUCUCGUUAUCGUUACGUAAACGAUUAAAACGUAAAAGACUGUUCGGAUGUUAAAAUGAAAACUGCGAUUCGUAAAUGGGAAAUUUGCCAUAUCGAAAUAAUCAAUUAAUUUCCGUUUUCGAAUAUUGGAUUUACUCAUUACUAAUAACUAGGGCAGUGAAUUGAAUAAACCUUAAAUAAACGAGUUUAAAAUGUCGAAAAAAUGCACUAAAAUGCCAACAAUUGUAGAAUAAAAUGCACAUAAAUGGUUUUUAAUUUAAUAUUUAUAUUUACAUUGUUUUUAGUAUGAUAUAUGUAUGUAAAUUUAUGUAUUAUUUGAUAAAAAAAAUGAUAUAAAUGUUAAUAGAAUUUGAUUUUUGAUUUUGAAGUUGAUUGAUUCUUUAAUAAUUCUAUUCGCCUGAAACAUUUUUUUUUUAAAUUUUUUUUUGUUUUCAUUAUUUUUUCCAAGUAUAAUAUAUAAACAUUUUCCUGAUAUUCACAUAUUCCGUGGAACACACUUUGGAAAUCGUUGCAGUCUAUGGUAUUGACGGUAUUGUACCAGUUUUAAAUAACUGUGAAUGCAAAAUAAUCCGUUAGCGCAUAAACAAAAACGUAAACGCGUCGUACACGUAAUAUUUAUAAUUUUGGACGACGUUUCACGUCAUCCAAUAAUACUUACGUAUGAUCGCGGCUUAAUAAUUAUUAGAAUCUAGAAGGUAUUAAUCUAAUAAUAGUAUGACAAAAAAUAUCAUCAUUUUUACAGUAGAAUUAACGAAGUAUACAAUAAUAUGAAUAUAUUUAUUAGGUUAAAACAUGUUCAGCAACGGAUGGGGGAGGUUUAAACACCCAAAAUCCCCCCUGGCUAAGCCACUUAUCGUAACAGUUAUUACACAUUUAUACAUUAUGCGCGUAUGUACAUUUAUGUAUUAUACAUUUAUACAGAGUGCGUCAUCGUCGUCAUCGUCGUUAUUAUUGACGAUUAUUUACAAAAAUAAUAUCGUGUAUAAGACGAAAAGUAAAGUUAAUUACGUAGUCGCGUGCAUAAACGCCGUUGACACUUUUUAUUUGUAUAGGUAGUACUUAACUAUAUUAUAACUUAUAUAAGGUCACAGUGCGGCGCUGGCCGUACGCGUUGCAACAACUCUCGCUCAACGACUUCUCGGGGGGGAGGAGUGAGGGGGAGAAAUAAUAAAAAAAAAUGAAUAAACGUAUUUUAGGUAAUUAUACCAAUUAACUAAUAUUUUAUCAUUAAAAUAUUUAUUACCUGUAAAAAAAUGUGUGUCAAUGGUAUAAACAAAUGUAUUGCGCCCGCGCGGUUACAACAGGCCGCACGCGUAGGUAGGCAACUACAAUAACAAUGAAAUAUUAUUCUAACAUUACGGAAAUAUAAUAAUUUACGAUAAUAUUUCAAAACGACGUUAUUAUUGUGGAAUAUUAAAAAUAUUACGUCUGUCUCGUUGUGCAGCUCGGGUUUGUGCCGUUCCCGCUGCACGCGCAAAAGACGAUUAAUUAAUUUUUAAUUCGAAUGUAUACGUUUCCAACGGCCGACGACGAGAGUCCGACGAUACACUGGUAUAAAAUUAAUAAAAUAACAAUAGGUAUCGCAGCUCUUGAACGAAUUAAAUUAUUUACCGCAAAACUAUUAUUAUACCUAUUUGACGAAAUCGGUUGAGCACAGACGUAAGCGUGUCGUGCGAGGGGCAUUUUUUUUUAUAGAAACAUGGCUAUCAUUAAAAGUGGGAGCGAAAUUGCUGGUUGGCAAGUUGUGCACCGGAAAAAAAAUAGUAAUAUUUAAUUGUUAUAAUAAUUAUUGCACUUUUUCUGAAAGAAAAUCUGACUGGGGUGAUAAUUUAAGGAGGUAAUUUUCUUAGCUGUUCUCAUAAUAAAUGGGAUAAACCAGGAAAAUCCGUAGGAAAAACGGGAAAAUAGGUACAAUAUUAAACAAAUAUUAUUAAAGAAAAUAUAUAAUGUUUAUGUAAUUAUUUGACUUUAAUAUGACAUAUAUAUUGUUGACAAAGCAACACUAUUGCCUGAACUCCACUCAGAAUCGUUUUUCGUUAGCAAUGAUUAAUCGUUACUUAUAGAUAUGCAUUCAAUUCCCCUUUACUACCUUACCUACCUUCCCAAAUUCUCACCUGUAACAGUGGCCCACAUACGUGCGAUAUAUGUCCGUCUUUUGUAAUUUAAUAUAUUGUACAGGUCUGUGGUCUACACCGUGAAUAUCUCAUUAAAGUUGACGAUAUUAUGUGUUAUCAAUAUUUUAUAUACGCACACAAAUCUACAAUAGGUAUCCUGUCAAUACAUCUUUGGUCCCGGAGAAGAAAUGCGGCUCGAGUCAAUUUUAUAUAGUGUUCAACACAAUUAGAUAAAAUUUUGAAAAUUGCUUUACGACAUAAACACAUACCUAUAAUGGUAUAAAAUUGCUAAAACACCUAACUUAAACGCAGGCGUUCUAAAUGGCUAAGUCAUAUUAUAACUAUAUGACUUUCUUAUGCCUAUAUUGUCAAACAAAAAGUACAUCUAGUGACUUGAGAUAUUUUAACGAUAAUAAGAUAGUAUAAUAAUAAGAUAUUUUCUACGUAAUAAUAAUAUGUGUUAAAAUUUAUACUUAGACGAAAAAAAGGGCAAGCGGGAAAUAUACAUAAGAUAAAAUUAUAAUCAAAAAAUGACCAAAUAUAUUAUGUACCGGUUUCGCCAAUUAUUAAGUAUUUUUUGAAAAAUUCAGAAGCCCCCAUGCCCCCCCCCCACUAUACCACUACUCAUCCUCUGCCAGUGAUAGCUGCUCACAGGUAAUAUUAUAAUAUUAUACAUUUUUUUUUAAAAUUGAACGGUUAAAAUAGUAAAUAUGUCACGCAAAACCAUUGCAAUUAUAUAGGAACUAUUAAAAUAAUCGAAAAUAAUUAAAAUCCGUCGACUUUCUUUUUUGCGAUGAUAAUAAUUACUAUUUGCAGGCGCACUUUUCUUUUCGUUUUUCGUCCGUGCUCCGAGGUGGGAAUAAACCCCGGUUUCGUUUAUUUUUAUAUUUUUUUAAUUUUAUUAUUAUUAUAUUUAGUUUACUGAAAUUUGAGAAUUAACGCAACCUAUUAAAAUAUGUCAGUUUUGUUUGUACCUAAAACAUUAUAACAGCGUGACGGCGAUGACAGACCGAUAAGUUUUUUGUCGGCGCGCGGUGUUGAAAUUGAAAAUUAACCAUCUUGACGGCCGACUCGAAAAAAGCCUUCAAGUCGAAACUACUUAAGCUUUUCGCACGUUACACGUGUUUACACAUAAUUAUUACCUAUACAAUUAUUUCGGGGAUUUUUUUUUUUCGUACGACUAAAUGGCAAUUAAUCGACUUGCCCCCACCUCCCCCGAAUAAUUCUACCCCGCAUCGGGUUUCGGGGUGUCGGUAGUCGGCUUUUGUAGUGACCCGUCCGAGAGGGAGGGGGCAAGGGCAUACAUUGUUUUAAAUCAAUAAUCCGCGCCGAUCGUAGUACUAUUGUUUGUUAUUCACGGACACCGUAUCGUUUUUAUUCUGUCGUUGUUUCCGGUUCAAGGCCAUCGAGGUGCGCAAAGACAGUUGUGUACUGUACACGAACCGGGCGCUGGCCAAAAUAAACUUGGGACUGUUCGACGAGGUGUUGGACGACUGCGAUCGCGCGCUGCGUGUGAACGAAAGGUCGCUGAACGCCGUCCUGUACAAGGCGGAAGCGUUGUGCGGGCUGUGCCGAACGGAGGCGGCCAAGGAGUUGUUGUCGGACGCCCUACAAGCGCAUCCCGAUCAAGAGAAACGCAUACUAGGUGUGUGGUCAUAGUUAUAACUAUCUAAAUACUAUUUUAGAUUCUGGAAUGUAUUAUCGGUUUCACAAAACUGUAGAAAAAAAAAAAAGGUACGUCUUGCUCCAAUAUUUUUCGUUAAGUGUGAAAAUACUUCAAAACUUUCACACCCGAAAAUAUGACAUAAGUGAGGGUUUAUAUAGGACACAGUUAGUUAACACGCGUAGUUCCAUCCGUAGUAAAUGGUGAGUAUAAGGUUAUGGUUUUAAUUAUCAUAUUAUCACUUAUAAAUUAUCAGUUAUCAUCUGCGAUUCGUGUAGAUAAAUAUGUUACGUUAAUAACGAAAUUCAUCAAUAUUAUUAUUAAAUUUGAAUAAUUAAAAAUUGAAGUAUAUAUAUAUAUAUAUAUAUAUAUUGAAAAAAAAUGUCGACACAUUAGAUUUAAUAUUUUAGAAAAUAUCCAGUAUUUUAGCUAAUCAAUUAAGAUUAAAUAAGUAAUAUACUAACAAAAGUAACUUUUAAAUUUAAUUCCAACUUUAUAACUAUAAUCAAUGUCGAUUAUUGGUCCACGGGAAAUACCUAGAUACCCCUCUUGAACCGUAUUUAUGGAAAUUUCAAUUCAAUGAUCAUUGAAACAAAUUGCUCAUGUAUAAAGAAUUGGGUGGAUCACCAGACUCACCAAAUGGACUCAUCUCGAAAAAAUCCUAGUUACGCCAUUGGUCUACAGUAUACUGCAGCACCAUCAGGCCUAGAUUAACGUAAGUGCAGACGCUGCACGUGCCCUUGGUAGGAGCCUUACAUGUAGAAGCCCAAGGCAUUAUUUUCCAUGUUUCCAUUUUUUCUGUAUCAAAUAAUUAAUAUUUCUAAUACAAAAAUAUAUAUAUAUAACUAGCAGUGGCUGCGAACAAGUGGUUCAAGACCAGACCACAUUUUUGGGGUGGUUGUAGGGGGGAGGAUGGUAAAUGGAUAGAAUUUUUCUCUGGUUCAUACAUAUUAUUUGGAGAAUACAAGAGUAAUAAUAUUUUACAAUUUGUUUUUUAACAAAUGAAUUAUAACAACGUACAAUAAUACAUUUAACAUAUUCGUAUUAGUCGUAAUUUUUUAGUUUUUAGUACAAAAUAGUGUAAAUUCAUGAUUUUCAAUAGCCAGACAUUUUGAUGAAUAUUAACAAAUGUUUAAGGGGAAGAGGGAUACGUUGAACAAAACGACUGCACGGUUAUUCUGCUGAUACCUAAAUAUAUGGGUAGUGGUUAGACCUACUAUGACCAUUGACCAGAACAUUUCAAAACCGAUUCGGCGCAACUAAUAACUAGUGUCAAAAUAAGUAGAAGAUACUAAGCGUAACGUUUAUUUACAGAUUGUUCCCAAAUUAUACAGGUCAAUUCUUUUCUUCGAAUUUUUUUUCCGCAUUAGUCCCUAAUAUAAAUAUAUAGACUCUGGCUACAACUUAGUUCGUGUACUUGGUCACCAUUUCGAUUAAUUAAAUACUGUGCACUUAUAAGUUAUACAUGUAAUAUUUUUUAUUAUAUUAUACUAUGACUAAUUCCGUUUUUCGUUUUUCAGAUUACCGAAACAAAUUGAGCUGUUAACACGCCGAAAAUGUAAUGCUACUGGGUAUCGGACGAUACCAAUAUUAUACUAUUCGACAACGACAUAAUAAUUUGUAUGCAAUUUUUUUGAAUUUCUGCGAUAAAAAAAAAAAAAAAAAUUAAUACGCAUAUACAUUCUAAUGUUUAAUUAUACG
This is a messenger RNA of Cinara cedri, 28552 nucleotides long. Lineage: Eukaryota; Metazoa; Arthropoda; Insecta; Hemiptera; Aphididae. The record is from the annotation of a GenBank genome assembly.